Pisolithus orientalis is the source of this 1880-nucleotide messenger RNA. Its product is annotated as cytochrome P450. Lineage: Eukaryota; Fungi; Basidiomycota; Agaricomycetes; Boletales; Pisolithaceae. The transcript has 13 exons. Gene Ontology annotation, molecular function: oxidoreductase activity, acting on paired donors, with incorporation or reduction of molecular oxygen; iron ion binding; heme binding. The record is from RefSeq and is a predicted model, not a curated record. Bases 276 to 1772 code for a protein of 498 amino acids.
AUUGGAUCGACGAUAACCCGAAAAUGAAAAUGGCGUUUUUCAACAGAGUCCCUUUGGACGACUAUCGUCUGCGGUUCCAUUCCUAAACAAACCACAUAUAUCACUGCAUAUGAUUGGUGGUGAGUGACAGUAGUUGCCGGGGUGAUCAUAGAAGAGUGCGACCCAUCGGGGGAAUAUGUGCAUUCUUUCGGAACCAAAACACCGCUGCUGGCAGGUCAUAAGACCGUAUAUAGCCCCUCUAGGUCGCCGUGUAGGUUCGUCGUCGAUUGGCCGUCAUGUUUUCUAGUUCAUCCCCGGAGGUCUAUCUUGUCAGUGCAGGUUUGGUUGGAAUCACAGUCCAACUGUUCUUGCAAUCUCAGAGACUCAAUGCAAUCCCCACGGUUGGGUCGACUAACUGGGGCGGCUCCUGGCGGUCGGCUAUAAAAAAUAUAAGUGGCACGUCUGGCGUCGUUCAAGAAGGUUACAACAGAUAUAAAAAUGUGCCAUUCAAGAUUCCAUUGCUUUAUAAUUGGAUGGUGGUCGUCAGCGGGGCCAAGCUGCUCGAAGAAGUUAAGGCAGCCCCAGAUGACCAGUUAUCUGCAGCCGAGGGUACAAACGACUUCCUCAAAAUUGCAUUUAUAAUGGGACAUCGGGUUGCGAACGAGCCGUAUCAUUUCGUGGUCAUUAAGACACAGCUCAAUCGCAAGCUUAGCACUUUAUAUCCAGUCGUUGAAGACGAGAUAUCGGUCACCCUGAGUGAAAUGUUUUCUUCGCAAGAUAAUGAAUGGAAGCCCAUAGUGGCAUUGGAGGCCAUCCAAAAAGUGGUUUCUAGGGCAAGCAACCGGAUUUUUGUUGGACUUCCCCUCUGUCGUAGCCCCGACUGGUUGGAGUUUGGCCUUCAAUUCGCUGUUGAUUCCUUGGGAUCAGCAGCGAAAAUGGACCUUUUUCCAAGUUUCAUGUGGCCGAUCAUUGCGGGCUUUGUUACGUCUACGGAAAGUCAAGUUGGGCGGGCAGUAGAAUUUCUAGGCCCCAUCAUCAGGGAGCGCCAGAAAAUAGCGGACCAUGCUCGUAGCGGAGAAGCGGUUAACAUGCCGGACGAUUUCCUUCAAUGGCUGAUAGACACUGGUAUCGAAACCACUGAAAGGGAGAUCACGCAACGUAUGUUGGUCAUGGUUUUUGCUUCGGUUCAUGUAACUGCAAGCUCUCUUAUGCGUGCGGUAUACAAUCUUGCGGCACAUCCUGAAUAUCUAGAGCCUCUCCGCGAAGAGGUGGACACAGUAGUACGUCAACAUGGCUGGACGAAAGCUGCGACAGACAAGAUGUACAAAAUCGAUAGCUUCUUGAAAGAGAGUCUCCGCCUUGGUGGUGCGAGCAGCUUGAUCAUGCUGAGAAAGGUGUUAAGAGAUUUCACUUUCUCGGAUGGCAGAGUCGUCCCAAGAGGAUGUUACAUCUCUGCCCCAUCAUGUGCUAUUCACCACGAUGAAGAAUUCUACGACAAACCCAAUGCUUUUGACCCGUUCCGUUUUGUUCGACCCCGUAGUAAUGGAAAAGAUAUGAAGCAGGGGAUGAUCUCUCUUGCCCCAGAUUACUUGGCAUUUGGGCACGGGAAGCAUGCGUGCCCGGGCAGGUUUGCUGCUGCCAUGAUUCAGAAGACGAUACUGGCUCAUAUCAUAUCGUCGUACGACCUGAAGCUUGACGACGACGCCCCGGCAUCCUGCAGGGCCGUCGAGUUUGGGAUCUUCAUUGCUCCAGAUCCUACCACCACAAUCCUGUUGAGGAAGAGAGCUACCUAAUUUUUACCACUAUAUUUCGUAUCAUACCCAUGUAUUGUAGCCCCCCUCGAUGGGGAGAAAUUGUACACGUUACCUGAGAUAAAAUGAGUGGAUCAACCUGCCUGUGAU